Eruca vesicaria subsp. sativa (arugula) is the source of this 216-nucleotide messenger RNA. The record is from the annotation of a GenBank genome assembly. NCBI's taxonomy places the organism in Eukaryota, Viridiplantae, Streptophyta, Magnoliopsida, Brassicales, Brassicaceae.
AUGGUUAUAUCCAAGAAAACAAUUGUUUUAUCAUUGGCUCUUGUAGCCAUUGUAUGUAUCGUCAUGACCACAACUGAAGCCACACACCCAGGGAGUGCAGCUAUAGACAACGAUCACAAGAGUUGUGCCUCGGGAACUUGCAAGUCAGGAAGUGAUGAUGAACCAUUUAAUCCGGGUUGUGAACCUGGUAGUGGUAGAAGAUGUCGUGCGGGUUGA